Pecten maximus is the source of this 7925-nucleotide messenger RNA. RefSeq names its product transport and Golgi organization protein 6 homolog. Gene Ontology annotation, biological process: protein secretion. The transcript has 18 exons. The record is from RefSeq and is a predicted model, not a curated record. Gene Ontology annotation, molecular function: protein binding. Lineage: Eukaryota; Metazoa; Mollusca; Bivalvia; Pectinida; Pectinidae. Bases 140 to 3736 code for a protein of 1198 amino acids.
UGAAGAGUUCCACAAUUUGACAACAGGAAGUUGCAUGUGGUAUAAAGUAGUGCUGACAAGAUGAAUGAAAAGGAAGAGCAAGUUCGUCUGGUACUGAAGUUGUUAGAAGCAUUAACAACCCCUGAUCAAACAAAAACUAAUGGAAAAGUUCAAAGAAAGCAGUGAUCCAGAAGAAAAUGGAUUUGAUUGGCUGUUGAAAACAAAUUUAGCCUUGUACCGAGAAAUUCUUGAGACAGAUAAAUAUCAGAAUGUGAAACUUAUGUUGAAUGAAUCUGUUUCCAUGGAAACUGAAGUAGACACAUGCAGGUGGCGCUUUGUAUGUGCAUGCUUAGAAACACUUACACUGCUACAGACAUCUAUUUCCAUUGCAAUGGAAGAAUUCACAAAAAAGUCUAAAGAAAAUCCUUCACCAGAGCUCCGCCCAGGACAAGCACCCCCAUUAUCUCCCGACAGCCUAAGCAUUGGUCAUCAUAAAAUGGUACUGACCACAAUUCAGUUUGUGGUCAUUUUGGGGAUCAGUCCAAAGCUUGACUCCGGUGUUGGUAUUCCCAUGGAGAGAAGAUCGGAAUUUGCCAAACUGUUACUUGCAUCUUCCAAACCAGAUGAAGCAUCACCCGAGAGCAGAAAUUUGUGUUUGUUUUCUUGUGUUAAAGUAUUUAUGUCAUUGUUGGAUAUUCCUUCACUUGCUGGUCUAGUCCUGUCCAGACAUUUAAAUGAUUUGCUAGCUUCUCUGUUGAUGUUGUUACACAGCAUUCCCAAACAUAUUGAAAAGCCGAUACCUGAAACUUUGAAAGAUAAAAAAUCUACAGAAAUCACUACCCCAGAAUCUGAAAUAGACAGUUUGAGUUUGGCUACCACUACGGCACCAUCCAACUGGACCCCUGCUUCUGUUGUUGAUAUGGUCGUAAAGAAACAAUUGCAUUCAACAAGUAAAGGGGAGAAUACUGUAGUUGAUAAAGAAGCACCUGAUCACGAAGGAACCCACAUGGUAGAUUUAUGUAAGGAGGGACCUACCGACAAGGGAGCACUUCUCGAAAAGGGAGCCAUGGACAAGGAAGAGUUUCUCAGGGAGGAACUGAGCAGCAAGAAGUCACUUGGAGACCGUGAACUGCAGUUGUGCGAGACAUGGUUACAACAGCUACUAGAAAAGGCCCAUCCUCAAAUGCUUGUCCGUGAACUUUUGUUACUACAAAGUGGGGCACCUGCUCCUCCCAAACAGGUUGGCACUGCAAAGAGAAAGUGGGCAUCCCCAGUCUGGCUGAGAAAGGUGUGUGGACGUCUGCUUACCAACAUCCUCAUGAAACCCAAGGGAGUCAUUCAUGUCCUGCAGGGCAUGCUAGAUGGCCCUGGACGAGAGAAAGGGAAAUCCACAGCUUCUGAUUGGAGGAAAUGUGAUGCGGUUGCCAAGGUGAUUGCCUGUUGUCCCAUGACAUCAACGUCCGUGGAGGAAUACUAUGCUCUUGUUUCACCCCAGAUUUUGCUGUUACUGCAUCACCCAGACACUAAGGUAUGUCAGGAAUUCCUCCGGGUAGCCUGUACAACUAUAGCCAGGAUGAUGGCUCAGCAGCCGGACCUGACAAGGAAAUAUCUAUUAUCUCCCUUAAUGGAGCCCCUGGAGAGAUGCUCUGAGCUAAAACCCAUCGGAGCAGAGAAUCAGUGUUUGGUGGAGGAAAAGGAGCUGACCACAUGCCUUGAGGACUUACAUAAGGUAUUUGUGGCUGGGUCUGAACCAAACACCCCAUUGAUGACAAGCCUUUUACCUGUAAGCCAAACCAUCUUUUUGCUUUUCUGCUACACAAAGAAGGGAGUGUCCCAUCUCAGCAUGUGCUGUAAGGAGAUCUUGGUUUCCCUUCUGAAGGGGCUGGACAAGGAAGAGGCUAUAGCCUUGUUACACCAGUGGGUCCUCGGCACAGAGACACACCAGCUGCAGGAAAAUCCAGAGAGUAAAAAGGCUGAUAACAAACUCUCCAUUGCCAUCACAAAAAUUCACCCAGAAGUCCAGUUUUCGGCUGGGGACAGUGGAGGAGUUACUGUUGUUGUCAGGGGAGGCAGUAACCAUGGUGAUGAGGGGGCAGUAACCAAUGAAAUGAUGACCGCUGCUGCUUUAAUUAUCCUGAAGGAUUUAGAAAAGAGUGGCCUGACUGGUGAUUUCUUCUUGGCACUGUUAAUGGAAUUGACUGAAAUCAUCAAUCGAGAGAUUCACAGAGAUGUCCGUGUCCCACUGAAAAUGGAAGGUAAUGGACAAGAACUCAUGGAAGCUGAAAUGAAAGAAAAACGGAUGGCAGAUAACUUCCAGCGCAAAGUAUCUGUUUUGAACCUGCUGGCAGCUAUUUGUGAGGAAAUAGGGCCAUCAUGUCUGAAAAACACCCAGCAGACACUCAAGUUUGUACAGGUAACACUUGAAAGAGGGGUACAGGUGUGUAAGAACACCUCUGAUGAAGUUCUCGGAGCAUUUGAGAGCGAGACCCUUACCAUGGCGAUGGGCAUGCUCACUGCUGUACUUACUGGUACCAUUAAGAUUACUGAGGAUGACAGGGAAUACAUGAAGAAACUGAUGCCCCUGUUGGAGGAUAUCAGCUCCAAUCAUCCUGACAACACUAUACAGGAAAUGGCCUCUGACCUUAGAGUUGCCAUAGCUACACAUGGGGUGAUCUGGUCUGAGUUGCUGAAGAGUAGCACAAAGGGAGAUAAGCAGCAAAACUUGUCGAGCAAACAGGAAUCCCUAGGUGCUGAAGAAUCUAAAACAGGCAAGAAACCUUUGGUGGAAGUGAUAAGCCAAACUUCUCCUCAAAAGUUACAGCAAAGUCUUCCAAAACAACAGCAGGCUUCUGGUGAAAAAGGACGCUAUUCUGAAGAAGGGGCACCACAAAACCAUUCUGCUUCAAAAUCUAGUACUGGAAAAGGCAAAGAAACUGCUUCAGAAUUUUCAGCUUUAGGGCAGGCAUUUGAGGAACUCCAUGACCCCCUCAUUCCAGUCAGGGGUCAUGCAUUGAUCACGAUGAAUAAACUGAUACAGAAGAAAGAUCCUGAAGCAAUGGAGAAAAGAGAGAUUCUGUUGAACAUUUUCAAGGAAAAUCUGCAUCACCCAGACUCUUACUUGUAUUUAUCGUCUGUGAAUGGAUUAGUUUCUAUGGUAGACAAAUUUCCAGAUGUGGUUAUCCCAGUUCUGACAGAGGAGUUCUUGUCAGGAGCAGCAUCAGCCCCGACACAACAAGGGGACAGUACUAGGAAGGCUGAUGACAGGAUUAAAGUGGGAGAGUGCCUGGUUCAGAUUUCAAGGAAAUUAGGUGACAUGGCACCCCGUUACCGUGACAACCUGCUGACAACUUUUCUACAGGGAUGUAAAGAUACCGAUCCACUUAUCCGUGCCAGCUGUCUUUCAAACCUGGGAGAACUCUGUAAAGUACUACGCUUCUCUGUCGGAAACUUCAUUCAUUUGAUAUUUAACUGUACCUGUGUGUUACUGAAGUCCGACACCAGCUUAGAGGUGAGGCAGGCUGCAGCCAUGAUGGUAUCCCUUCAGCUAGAAGGACUAGGGAAAGAUACACUUAAGGUACUUGAAUCCGUUAUUAGGGAUGUAUACCGAACACUAAGGCAGUGCAUGGUGACCGAGAAAGAAGAUGGUGUGAAAAUGCAGAUCACACUGGCUCUGAACACACUGGAUUCCAUCACCAGGGAGGUAAUGUUCCCUAAACAGACACUGGAAAAGAAGAUCCGAAUCCUGGAUACAAGUUAAACUUGUUUAUGGUUUCAUGUUUUUCCAAAAUGAUAAUAUUUUUAAAAGUUGAUUUUGAAUUAGAAAUAAUUCUGGUACUCUUCUUACAAAGGAUUAAAAAAAAAUUAAAAAUAACAGAAAAGAUGUGUUAAUAGUUUUUCCACAAAACUGUAUACUUGAGUAAUGAUAUUCUAACACCACAAUAAAACCUAGUGAAACAUUUCCAUUCGAAUAUGACAUAUGCAGAUAUGACAGAGGAACCCUUGGAGGAGGUGUAUUUAUUCAAGUGAAAAAAUCCCUAACAUCAGUGAAACACCAGAAUAUGUUAGGACUGUGAAGUAGAACAGGUCAAAAUCUAGCUCCGAGGAAACGAGGAUUUCAUCCAGAGAAACAAGAACGUGAUAAUAGGAUACUUUUACAUGUCGCACAGAAGUAACUUGGACUUAAUAAAAAGCAUCUGGAUAAAGGACUCGCAACGAUUAUGGACUAAAAAAAAUAAAAACUUAAUGUUGACUUGAUACUUCAACUCCUCUGACAUUUUUUGUGACAACAAGACAUUAAACCAGGGAAGACAGAAUAGGUAAACAUAAAGGCUACUAAUCAGGGUUCACCCUGGACCCACAAAUCAUGGGCCAUUUUGACAAGAUUUCAGAAAUCGUAUGGGCCUAAACAUAGAAAAUUGAAGAAUUUGUGAGUUUUGGUGGGCCAUUUUUGAAAAUAUGGGGCAAAUGGCCCCCUCCAGAGUUAUCCCUGCUAAUAUCAACAUAACAACUAGCACAAUCACACGACCAACCAACAUGUGAAAACAUGUUAUGUAGUCUUCAUAUUUACUACAAACCUAAGCCUAAAGUGUACCUCGGUAUCGUAAAAUGAGAUGGUAGUUACAGGCAUCCAGACAGAACCUAACCAUUCCUCACUAGCAAGGAAGUUCUAUCAAGAUUAACGUGUAUUUCGAUUUUGGAACAACUAACAGAAGACAUCAAAUAAGUUCGAGCAAAACUCAAACUAAUGCAAAUGUACAUGACUUCUGGAGAGCAUUCAACGAGGGCAUGCGCCGUCUCGCCUUUCAAAGCAAAGUUACUGUCAUCUUCUGGUAUAACAGUAUUCACUAUCGACAAAGACAGCAGAAUACCAAAAAAGAGGGGAACUAUCUUGUAUUAAAAUAGACGCAAUUGGUGUUAAAAAUUACCAUGCAACUUAAAAACUUGAACAUUCUGGUCCAUUAUUCGGUAGUCAACAUCGACAAAGAUACAUUGUAGCAGGAAAAAAAACUAUCCUGUACUGUACCUCAAAGUAGACGCAAUCGAUGUAAUCAUCAAAGAAAACACAGAAGAAAUAUCUGUUGGACUCGCAAAAAUAUCUUCUUUUGAAUCGCUUGACACGGGAGAACUUCCAACAAACUUCAGAAAUGCAAACAACAAUAUGCAACAUACUUCGGAAAAGGACCGCUUAGCAUUGCCAACAUAUGUCUGGUACAAACUUCUGGAACAUUUUAUGUCAAUAUAUGCUAAAACACAAAGCAAAUGCUAGUCACUGUUUCAGAUAUGGUUAUUCGUGCGAGACGCACUCGCUCUCGACCACGAACGACUUGGCAAAGCAAUAUUGGACUUCGCCAUUGCGUAAGACUCCAAACCACACAAGAAAACUCCUGCAUAAAGUCGAGCAAUACUAUAUGUGUGGGGACAACAUAUAACUGGCAAUUAUCUAGGGCCACUUCUCUUCCUCUGCCAUAUAAAUGACCUAUCAGACUCACAAGUACGCCUGUUUCCUGACGACUGUCUUUUGUAUCUCCAAAUAAAACCAUUCAGCGACAACAACAUCCUCCAAAAAGACCUAUAAAACCUUGAAGAACGGGCAGAUUCAUAAGUAUUAAACCUGAGGCUAAAAUGCUGCAUCAUGCCCAUUUGAAAAGACAAUUUUGAAGAAGAAGAAAUUAUAUAUCUCUUAUGGACUAUGGAAGUAAGUGGUUGAAUAAUUGAUACCAAUCCUUCCCCCAGACAAGAUAACCUAACACUCGGGAAGAACCGGAAAUCACCACAAAGGUUUCAAAGAACUAUUAAACAUCAACAACAUUAAACAAAAACUGCCCAGAGUCAUUGAUCAUCCAACCCCAGGAUACAGACAAGAAAUAUACAUAAACUCCUUCCUGGCAAAAACAUAGCAUUUAUGAUAAAAGACUAGAUCUAUGCGAAGAAAGAAUAGAGGGACACGUCUAUGAUAAAUUACGGUUUUCUCAGUUUUCCAAGAGCAAAUUCAGAAUACAAUAUCUGUUAGCACAAUUGAUCCAAUCGGCAAGAACGCUAUAAAGAACCAUGCACUCCUUCCACGUCCUCGAUGUCCAAGGGUAAUGCUUUCUACAAACCCGAGAACGAACCCUUUGAAUAUCGUGGAUACCUGAACGUCCUCAUGUUUUUAAUGUUUCAAGAUGCAGUAAUAUGGUGAACAGAAAAAAGAGGUAGUACCUUGUGUCAAACAGUGCUUGACAGUCAUGUACGGACGUUCCCAAUUGGACGAUUAGAAAAAAUGCCUAAAAAUCAAUACGCUUCGACCCUUUUACUAUUUUUGAUGUUAUGACAAAUUGGCUUUGACUCGUGUCAAGGUUUUCCCACACUAACAAAAAAGAGUCAAUAUAAAAACGGAUGAUUCAUAUAUGGGAUUUGGAUGAAAUCGUAGGUCAGUAUAGCUAUACUUACUUUUAAGUAAAAUUACUUUACAGGGUUUGCACUGGGCAUUUCUUAAAGGGGGGUCCUUUUCAGAUAUAAUGGGGUCCUUGUGAAUAAUUUGAAUGGAGCUUCCAGAAAAAAUGGUCCUUUCAAUUUUCUAUGCUUCAAAAGGCUAUUGGGAUGGCUUCAACGCGAAGCCUGCUUUAACCAUUCUACAGUAAUCCAAUAUGAUAGGUUGUCACACCUGUCACACUUUCGCGGUAUCGCAUGUAGAACUUGUGUCAUAGAAAACGGUGUCAUUCGCUUCUUUGGUGUCUAAUCGGUUCUUGCUUUUGGUAUCAAGUAAAAGAAGGAAUUUGUACUUAAAUGAUGAAAUGGUAGCAUUUUUUCUUUAUCAUGUAGUUUAGAUGUCAGAUGUUUUCAAUACGAUAUGUGACGGUGAUUUUUUAUUUAUUUUUUUUGCCAUAAAGGCUAGCAUUUUUAAUCUUACAGUUUUCUUCUUUUGUUAUGCUGGAAAUAUUUCAAUGUGGAUGGAUUGAUACUAACGUGAUAUACACUGUACACAGUGUAUGCACUGGAGAUGCCCGAAAUUGUUAGAACAAGAGGUAACUGAUAAUAUAUUGAUAUGUGUAUAACGCAAGUAACACACAGUACAAUACUGCUCACCUUCCUUGUAAACUUUAAGAUAAAUUGCCAACUGAAUCACCAAGGCAUCAUUGAUGAUCAAUAAUGUCAAGCAUACAAGAACGAGGAAAUAUAUAUCAAUAUUUAUUUAUUUCUUCACUACAUAUAAUACGAAUAUGUAAUCAAAAUACAAAACCUGAUUUUACUUCAACCUUCCCUUAAAAUCAAAGCUUAAAUUAUCAUUUUUCUACAAUGAUCUAUUUCCUGCCAGUUUUAUUUUGGCGAUCAUGUUUUGACCGUAUCUUGUUCUAAAAAUCAUAGAUACAUAUAUAUGUAUUUCAUUGUCACAUACUAGAUUUAAAGCUGACAAUCGACUUAUUUAUUUAUGAUUUUUAUUCUCAGGUUGUAGAAACCUGGCACACGAUGGGUCAACAAUAACGGAUUUGAUUUGUUAAAUGUCCGCUUGACCAAAGAAGAAUUUAGCAUCAAAUAGCAAAGGGCUCGUAACAAUACGGGUUUGGCGAAAACUUGCAUGGUUAGUUAUACGUAAAUACAAAAAUGAAAUGCUCUCUUUUGGGCAAUAAUGGGCCGCUCUGAAAAUAUCUAAUCCAUAAAUAUGAGAUAAAUAGGUUACAUUGUCAGCUUUAAUGUAAGAAGACUGCAAGAAAAGAGAGAAGUAAAACUAUAGUAACAAUGGUUUUUAUGAAAAGAUGAUAAACGGAUAUUGCAAAUGAAUACAAAAAAUUCUGUGAUUGCUCCUCGUAUCCUAUAAAGAGACGAUAUGAGGCCCAAUGGGCGAUGUAUGAAUUUUUCAUGUUUUUAUACUUUUAUUUCAAACAAAUAAUACAAUAGACCUUUGCUGGAUUUGUUCAAUAUGGGUUGUUUAUAAAAAUAAACAACAAAAAAACGUUGAAGACAUUUCA